UAGUGACUAUGAAAGCAUAACGUGACAAACUCUUCUCAUUCUCUCUCUCGCUCUUGCGGUGUCUGCCCUCGCACGAGGUAAAAAAAAAAAAACUAUCGGCUGUGUUCGUACUGAGUACAGCCAAGUGACGGAAUUCGUGUGAUGUACUCUAGGAUGUGCUUUUGAGGUAUGUUACCCUGUAUAAACCGUCCUGAAGAAGGUGCUGCAGUUCUGACUUAACCAAGGGUACUAGAACAGACACAGAGCCACCAUGAAGCACAUAUUGUGUCUUCUCUGUUUCGCUGGACUCCUGCCUUCAUGCCUGGCACAGCUUACUGACGCAGACGCUGAAGACUGUAUUGUGUAUGAAGGAAAGAGCAGCAGUGAACCACCCGUCAAGGAGUUACAACAACAGGUGUUGACAGCAGUAACACCACAGAGCCAAAUGUUCUCUGCUACCCUGAGUCUCAGCUCUGCCAACAGCAGCCACAUCUGUACAAUCCAUUUUAUAUCGCCGUUUGUACUAACGUCCUGCACCGACGGAGACACAACAAAGAAUUCCCCGAAACACAAGUGGCCAGUGGAGGUCUUCCGCCAGGAUGACACGACUGAGCUCUGGUUACAGAUAACUGAUUCAGAAGAUGCGAUCCCCUCCUCUGACUUGGUGUUGGUUGGUCGAAGAGGAAAGCACCGAGGUCAUCUGGUGUUCCCCAACAGCGGAUUGACGCCUCCAGUCCGCAUGCAGUGGAAGCCGAUACAAGAGAUGGAAUAUUACUUCAACUGCAUAACGGGAUGUGUCCUGAGCAAGGCAGCAGAGACCCAGGUUGGGGAGCACACAGUCUUCCUGCGUCAGGGUGAAGGAGACUUGCACCUCACACUCUCUUAUGAAUCAGGUGCACGAGGUCAAUACGUAACCAACCUGACCUUGGCUGACCUAGGCCCCCCAGGAGGCCUCAAGACCAUUACACUUGUCUGGAAUGAUCGAGUCGGUGACACUGGGGUGUUGCUGGAUGGUGUCCCUCUAGGGGGUCUCACCAAGUACUCAUCCCUCAACGUGAACAGCGGUGUGAAAGUGGAGGUGAUGGAGGGAGAGGCUCUGGUGGCCGCUUGCAACCAUCACUUCCACGACGUGACAGUGCUUCCUCCUGCACGACGUUCCCCGAGGUCCACGGAGACUGGCAUCCCAGUGUGGAUCCUGGUGCUGUUGGCCGUUGUGCUUCUUACAGGUCUGGCUACAACCGCCCUCUUCGCUGUCCUCCACUACUCCGCCACAAUGAAACUCCAGCAGCUGCAGGGGACAACCUUUUCCUCCAUCCCGAGGACCUCCUCCCUACGGUCUAGCAAACGACACAAGGAUCUUCCCGGCGGGACUCCUAAAGAGGCCGAGGAAGACUGCAAGAGUGCCUCUGAGGUGACCAUGGCCCACUCGGAGACAACAGUGACUCCACUGACCACUCCAGCCUCGCUUAAUAAUGGUCCUAGGUCAAAUAAGCUCGUCGAAACCAGAGAUUUUGUUGAUUUAGAGCUCAUGUGAUAAGGGUCCUCUGGGUGGCGUACUUAUGUCUGUGCCAUUUCGCUCAGGAUAAACUGACCUCUAAAGGUGUAGCGACUUUUUUCACAUUUCACAUAAUUUAAUUUUAUUAUAAAUAAAAAUUUUAUAAAUUUUUUAAAUUCCUGUUAUGCACAAAAUGAUUUUAACCAGUUAAAGCUAUAAAAAGCGAUACUAUUUUUCAAUCAUUAGGAUUUGUACAAAUUCAACAUUUUUAAACACACGGAUUCCUCAAGAGAGACUUCUUGACGCCGGCGAGGGAUCAUGAUUCAAGAUGUUGGGGCUGUUUUCCCCUUCCUUGGAACGAACCUGAUGGCGCUAUUUGACCCAUUAUGGGGUUAUCGCUUUUCCUAAAUAUAAUAAUUAUAACUGAAUUUAUAUAUCCUAUUACAAAAUUAAUAGUAUAUCAUGCUAGCAUUUUUUAAUAACUAGCGUAAAAGUAUAUUAAUAUAAAAACAAUUUCACAUCAAUUAAAUAACGAUUUUAAUAGAUAAAUAUUCCGUUCUCAUCGUCUGAGUUUCCCACUGGGAGAUAGCCACUGGCCCAGCGGUAGCGCCUCCGUCUGGAGUUUUGUGACUCUGAUCGCGGGUUCUAUUCCCGCUCGUGGUAUGGUUUGUCUACAAUCGCGUCAUUACGCUUUCGUGAGUCAUACUGAGAGAAAAUGUUAUUAUAUAUAUAUAUAUAUAUAUAUAUAUAUAUAUAUAUAUAUAUAUAUAUAUAUAUAUAUAUAUAUAUAUAUAUAUAUAUAUAUAUAUAAUUUCAUGUAUGCGCGUGUUUAUGGAUAAUUUUUUGUUGUUGCCGAGACAGGGCUUAGAGUUAUAUUUUAAAUUUAAUAUGUAGCAAAACGACAUUUUCUUACACUAAUUUUUUUCUUUGAAAUUUUCUCCCCUUAUUUAAUGUGGCUCAUUUUACUCUGUAAAAGUUUAUUUCUCAUGAAAAUUCUCUAUUGUGUUUGUGAAUGUGUUUUGUGUCAAAGAGAAUAACAUAAGAAAAAAAUUUGAGA
This is a messenger RNA of Cherax quadricarinatus, 2531 nucleotides long. RefSeq lists its product as uncharacterized. NCBI's taxonomy places the organism in Eukaryota, Metazoa, Arthropoda, Malacostraca, Decapoda, Parastacidae. The record is from RefSeq and is a predicted model, not a curated record.